Molecule: messenger RNA, 420 nt
Organism: Rotaria sp. Silwood2
Lineage: Eukaryota; Metazoa; Rotifera; Eurotatoria; Philodinida; Philodinidae
Source: the annotation of a GenBank genome assembly
GGGGGGGGGUGGGGGGGGGGGGGGGGGGGGGGGGUGGGGGUGGGGGGGGGGGGGGGGGGGGUUUGAGCAAAGGCCCACCCCCCCCCCCCCCCCCCCCCCCCCCCCGACACACACCCACACCCACCCACACCCACACCCCACACCCGAUCCACACCCACACCCCCACCGACACCCGGACUUCAAUUAACGGAUGAGAAAGAAAUACGUUUAGGUUUUUUAACAGCAGUGAUUGGCCAUAUUAGGUUAUAUUAUAAUCAACGUAAUCAUGGAAGUACAGAUCAGCAUUGUCCAACAGCUGAUAAUAAUUUAAAUACAGGUGUAGUUAGAGAUGAAACCGAUGAUCAACAAUCAUUAGUAGCUAAUGAAGGUUGCAUAAGACCAGCACUUGUGGAUUUAGAAAAUUUACCAACAGUACUUUAA